CAAUCCAAGCAGCCAAGCUGGGGCAGUUUGCAGCGGCAUGGGUGGUGUAUGGAGUGAUGGUAACAGGUAGGGCACUCUGGGGCUGUGCUGGGACUAAUUGGUUACAAAGACACACACAUUUCUUAUGUUUUACUUGCAGAUAUUGAUGACUGUAGUCCAGACACCUGUUUGAACAAUGGAACAUGUAGGGAUGAAAUUAAUGGAUACACAUGUGAUUGUGUUGCCGGGUUCCAAGGAGUAAAUUGCUCGAUGAACUUUGAUGACUGUAGUUCUGAUCCAUGUUUCAACGAUGGAAGCUGCACAGAUGACAUCAACGGCUUCAUCUGCCAUUGCCCUGAAGGAUUUGAGGGAAAUGUCUGCUUAAUAAAUAUUGAUGACUGUUCACCGCAUUCCUGUUUGAACGAUGCGACCUGUGUCGACGGUAUAAAUGACUUCACGUGUGAAUGCGCUGAUGGAUUUGAAGGGCCGGACUGUGCAACAAAUAUUGAUGACUGUAGUCCUAACCCCUGUAUGAACAACGGAACAUGUACAGAUGGUAUCAACGGGUUCACGUGUGAAUGUUUGACAGGAUAUGAACGGGAUAUGUGCACCUCAGAUAUAGAUGAUUGUGAACCCGACCCUUGUCUAAAUGGAGGAACGUGUUCUGAUGGCGUCGAUAGCUACAUUUGCACAUGUACACCAGGGUACACAGAUAGUCGCUGUUCCUCUGAUGUGAAUGAGUGCGAGGACUUAUCGUCCUGCCCGCCUGCCAACCGGCCUUGUAUUAACUCCAUCGGUGGGUUUGCCUGCACCUGCCCGAGUGGUUAUGAGUGGAAUUCAACACAAUGCAUAGACGUGGAUGAAUGUUUAGCUGAUGACGCUCCUUGCCCCGACACGGUGCCUUGUCGGAACACAGAGGGUAGUUUCACGUGUCUGUGCAACCAAGGCUUUGCCUGGGAUGGUGGGAGCUGUUCAGAUGUUGAUGAGUGUUUAGAUGCACCGUGUUCAAAUACCGCAACGUGUGUCAAUCAGCCUGGUGGUUAUAGCUGCGUGUGCCCUGCUGGAUAUCUCUGGAAUGGAACAUCUUGUGACGAUAUUGACGAGUGUGAACAGGAGAGCUCGGUCUGUCCAUCCACGUCGCCUUGUAAGAAUACAAUAGGGAGCUAUACUUGUAUCUGCUCUGAAGGCUAUGGAUGGAAUGGGACUCGGUGUACAGAUGUAGAUGAGUGCCAGAGUUCUGAGCCUGUGUGCCCAUCAUUGGCUUCUUGUACCAACACUCACGGCUCGUUCCGAUGCCAUUGUCAGGAUGGAUACACACUCACCAGACAGCCGGGAUCCAGUUUAUUCUUCUGCUUGGAUAUUGAUGAGUGUCAGGAUGAAGCGUUGUAUGAUUGCCAUAGCAACGCUGCAUGCAUCAAUGAGCCUGGUGCCUACCGUUGCAUGUGCUCAGAGACACAAGGUUACCGCGGCGAUGGGACAGUCUGCACUCCAUUUGAUCUUUGUGAGAGCGGACCUUGCUUGAAUCAAGGCCAGUGCACCUCAUCUGUAGGAAGUGGCAGCUAUGAGUGUGUGUGUACAGAUGACUUCACAGGAGUCAACUGUGGCAUCAGAGUGGUACCUCAAGGUCCAAUCUCUGUCCUGAAGCACCCUGAACCUAGCCUCAUCACAGCAUCGCUGUACGACACAGUCACGUUAGAGUGUCAGUUUGAGAAUGCCAACAGGUUUGCUUGGUACAGAAACGGAGCGGUGCUGCCCGGUACAAGAGACGUGUCAUUUCUUACGAUCGCUGGAGUCACUUUGACUGACCGAGGGUACUACUGGUGUGAGGGGAGUGGCUUGCAGGGAGUUACACUACAGACAAAUGCUUCCUUGCUGCUGAUUGAUGGUGUGUUUGCCUUCACCACCGGGGCCAGGUUUCCAACAUUGACGUUUGUCGAUGAGUUGAGAAAUAAAAGCUCUCCAAUCUUUAAACAAAUAUCGGCUGAAAUAAUAACCUUUCUCUCGGAGGGUUUACAAUCUGAGGGGGUUCAGGCAAACAUUACUGUCAAAGAGCUGAACAGUGGAAGUGUACUGGCAACGACUGAAAUCCUAACCAAUGCCGGAGGGACAAACAGUGAUGACUCCGAGUUAUUGAGCAUUGUCCAGGAUGCCCUGGUUGGCAAAGCAACCGCCUCAGAUGGAUACAUGGAUCCAUCUUCUAUCACACUUGAGAGCAGCGGGAGUUGUGUUGAAACUAGGUGGCCAACCAUCUAUGACACCAUUACUCUCCCAGCUGUUCCCCUCGGUGAGGACACAGUAUCCAACUCGGAUCAUGUGUGCCCUGAUUAUACCAUCAAUAGUGGUCAGCCCAUAGCCUAUGCUGUUUGUGUUGGAGAUGGCUUCUCUCCGGCACAGUGGCUGGUUGAGUUGCAGUGCGGCCGAAACUUGACAGUUGAUGAAAAGCUGGCUCUCUUGAACAGGGUGGAAGUUAACGAUGAGAAUGUGAUGGUGGUGGCGUUGCAAGUUAUGGCCCUGACUGAAGAUGUUGAGAUGCUGAGCGAUGCAGGGGUCGCAUCAAUCGCCGACAUCAUGACGAAAAUUGCUGACGUGAACUCAUCUACUUCACAGGUAACCACGACCGUGGUAGAUACUGUCGGCAACCUGAUGUUUAUCAGCGAUGAAGUCUUGCGAGAAGCCGAAGUCCGAGAGCACGCUCCAAGCAGAAUUGUCAGAGUAUUAGAGCAACAACUUGGCAAGGUCUCGCUGGCAGGAAAUGUGUCGUUUCGGGAAGUCCACCCUAACAUUGCAGUGGAGGUCCGCGGAGUGACCGAAUCCACCCUCUUGAAUGGGUUGGGGUUUGCGUCUGCUAAUUCCUCGUCAUCGGGGUUAUUUGGAGAGUCCAGCCUGAUGGUGAUGGAAGGAGGAGACCAGCUGUUCCAAGGAGCUUUAGAGAGUGAGAUGCCUAGUGCCGUACUUAUGCUGCCUCCGGAAGUCAGCAUCCUUGCAAGACGAGAUGAAGUCGGCGGUGGCAUCCGUGUGAGUUUCUUCGUCUUCAGAAAACUGAAUCUCUUCCAGUCGCCGUUGCUGGCAGACUUUAACAAGGUAGAGGACCGAUUCAACCGGACCAUCAACACGCGUGUCAUGUCAGCCACCGUGGGUAGCCAACCAAUCACAAACCUGAAUGAGCCGGUUACGAUACUCCUCAGCAGAAUUGAUAAUGAUUCCUAUGUGGACAACACGAGUUGUGUGUUUUGGGAAUUUGACAAUGCAAGCUGGUCAAGCGAAGGCUGUCGUUUACGUGAAGAGUAUAUCACUGAUCAGUACAUUGCUUGUCAGUGUGAUCAUCUGACCAACUUUGCAGCUCUAAUGGACAUCUAUCCAGAGUCACCUUUGACCGAGACUCAGGAGUUCAUCCUCAAGUUGCUGAGUCUGGUUGGAUGCGGGAUGUCUAUCCUAGGACUGGCCGUUACCAUGGUUACCUACCUCAGUCACAAGAAACUUCGCAAGAACCGUCCAAACCGCAUCCUGCUGAGUCUGUGCGCCUCUUUGCUGUGUUUGUACAUCACCUUUGUGGUUGCCACGGCUCUGGAUUCAGAGCGAGGCGUUGCCGAGUUGGAUGUGUUGCCGUGCUGUGUCCUGGCCGGCUUCCUGCAUUACUUCACGCUGACGUCGCUCUGUUGGAUGGGCGUGGAGGGCCUCAACAUGUAUCUGCUGUUUGUUAGAGUGGUCAAUGUGUACGUGCCGAAAUUCAUGCUGAAAGCAUCACUGGCUGCUUGGGGAAUACCUGCAUUGAUUGUUGCAAUAACUGCUGGGGCUACCAGGGAGGAUUACGUUGGAACAGACUUUUGUUUCUUGAAGCAGAUUCCACUGAUAGCUGGUCUCCUAGCCCCGAUCGGCCUCAUCCUACUCUUCAACAUUGUCGUCUUUAGGCUGGUAAUCCGCCAGUUCAUCAAGACAUCCAACAACGACCUCCGUAGGAACAGGGACGAAAUGUCCAAACGGAAGCUGCACAAGCAGCGUUUGCAGAACGCCAUGACUGUCAUGACCCUGAUGGGGCUAACGUGGUCCAUCGGCUACCUGAAUCUCGUCCAAGCAAUAUCCUUCCCUGUCCAGCUAGUCUUCUGUCUGCUGAAUACACUUCAAGGAUACUUUAUCUUCAUGUUGUAUGGUGUUCGUCGGGCCGAGGUCAGGCAGCAUUGGAGACGCUGCUGCGUCUUCCAAAGAGCCACUUUUUCUUCAGUGCGGACAUCCUCCCAGACCCAGAGCUCUACAAUUAAACCACAGGCACGGACGCCAUUCAAUCCUAACAUGAUCCCCAGACCUCCAUCAGAGAUCUAUCGCCAUCGACCUGAUUCGAUGAUGCCCUCAAUGUAACAUUUAGAGUUUAAUUUGACCCAGGUUAUGGUUAAGAUUCCUUUCGCAUGUUCAGUGGCAACGCCAGACUCUAAUUUGUAUC
Molecule: messenger RNA, 4414 nt
Organism: Patiria miniata (bat star)
Lineage: Eukaryota; Metazoa; Echinodermata; Asteroidea; Valvatida; Asterinidae
Exons: 24
Coding region: 250-4332 (1360 amino acids)
Biological process (GO): cell surface receptor signaling pathway; G protein-coupled receptor signaling pathway
Cellular component (GO): membrane
Molecular function (GO): G protein-coupled receptor activity; calcium ion binding
Source: RefSeq, a predicted model, not a curated record